Molecule: messenger RNA, 2327 nt
Organism: Bemisia tabaci
Lineage: Eukaryota; Metazoa; Arthropoda; Insecta; Hemiptera; Aleyrodidae
Molecular function (GO): protein binding
Source: RefSeq, a predicted model, not a curated record
AAAUAUCGAUUGGUCUUAUCACAUUCGUCGCAGGAUGAUUAAUGCAUGCGACGGAAUGUGUUUCCAACUGAAGUCGCAUUAUUAGUAAGCAUGUUGCACCGAAAAAUUGUUUUGAGUGUAGGAUCAAUCUGGACAGUUGCAUCAUUAAUUCACUUGAUAGAUGGAGGGGUAGGUGGAAGUGGCGACGAUGACUACGAAGAUGAGGACAGACAUAACUCUUUAAAUUUGCUUUUAAAUGUAAACAGAAACACCAAGUCUACGAGAAAAUUGCAAUGCAGGUCCGCAGACAAAAGUCACCAUCGGCGAGGCGACUCCAAAAAUCAGCUGAUGAAUUUGCUGGGUGACCCAGAAAAGUUGACGAACGACAAGAAAAAGAGAGAAGAUGAAAGCCAUACCGAGAUGUGCUAUCGGAAUGAGAAGGAAGAGGAGAAUCUUGAAUUUGACGAAAAUCCUCCGACACGAGAUCCAAAUUUGCUGCCUCCGUCUGUACCAGAAAUGGAGAUCAAGGGCAAUAAUUCCAUUCUGGUCUCAUGGCGUGCUGUGGUGCGAGAAAAAUAUCCGAUCGAUUACUUCUUCGUAGAAUAUUACCAAUACAACCGCUGUGAGUUUUGCUCUAAAUGUUGCACGUGGGUCAACAAUGAGCCUAAGAAUAAAUCAUCGAAUGAAUCUUAUCACGAGGAGCUGAUCAAUAUUCUCGAGCCAAAUUUCGAUUAUAAGUUUAGAAUCUACAUAAUAUAUUGGAACGAAGAGAUUAUUCCGGGCGAAUUUUGCGAGCCUAUAAAACUUGUGUGGCCUAUUUAAAUUUGGAUACAUUUUGUCAAUCAGAUUCCGAGUUGCAGCCUCUACCCCACACAUACUACUCUCAAGGCAAGUGGGGUGCCACAAUUUUUCCAUCCAGUGCUUUAAAAGGAACAGUUAUCGUUGAAUAUUAUUGAAUUUUUAAAAUGCAUAAGAUACUUUGAAUAUUUGAGUCCAACAAAGCUACGUACUACAAUAUAGCAAUACUACUAAUUUAAGGAUUUAGCUUUGCCUAUGCGGUGCACUUCUUUGUUGUUAAAUGCGUAGUAAAAAAGACUUUGAUUUUGUUAUUGGUGUUUGUGUUUUUUAUGCAAGUUGUGAAUAAUAAAAUUCAUUAGAUUUAGAGUAGCUUUUUCGUUUUUAACGCCACAUUUAGAAUGCAUCGAGUUUACAAACGGACAUCUUUAAAGAUUUUUCAAGGAUGCAGAACCCUGCAGGUCGAAUCAUGAAUAAUCAGGCAGUAUUGUAAAGCUCGGCGUGAUACUCGUUUUGUGAUACAAAAUUCUCUCUUCAAUAUAUUAUUCGCGCAAUGAAGAGCUGAGGAAAGAGGCAUAAAGAAAGACAAACCAUCAUGAUAACUUGUUAUCAAACAUUAAAAGCGAUUAUUAACGAGAUGAAUGAGUAUAGCUUUCAAUAUUUUUCUAGUCAGGCUGCAUGAUGAGCUUGUUUACAAAAUGUCGAACUGUGCGGCCCGAAGUGAGGUGGCCACUCAUUUUAAUUCUCCUUAAAUACACCGCAGUUUUAGGGUACACAGUUGCCGCGAAAAAAGACAGUCACAUCCAGGCUCACGAAUCACGUGGUGACGAACCUUUCACGAAACGAGUCUGUGCUCGGCCACCGAAGAAGCUUCAUCGACUAACUCGAUCGAGCGACACUGUCGAAGACUAUGACGUCAACGGCGAAAGAGUGAACCAUCUGUUUUUGGCAGAGAGGGACGAAAAGCAAGAAGAGGUUCACGAUGUCGUGCAAGAAGCCGAUACUGAAAUGAUUAAGCAGCGAUCCCGAUGCGGUUUACCGCUCGGCGUCGAAGCAAAAGUCGUUGACGAGAGGUGUUUCAAUAUAAGUUGGUACGCAGAGACCCCGCAAAGAGUCCCAAUCAAAUAUUUCAUGUUGGAGUAUGAUCAGGCGAAAAGAGAGAACGAGACGGUGAUCCAGUGUCGGCAGUGGGUCGAAUCCGAGAGCAACAUCAAAAACAAGACUCACUCCUUUCAUACUCAUCUCAUAACUGCAUUGACUAACGGUCAUUUUUACCAGUUUCGCGUAGUGUCCCACUGCAACGACGACAUGACCAGCGCUUCGCCCAAAACUGCGUGGAUAUACAUGCCCGGCGACGGCGGUGCAUUGCGGGUAACCCACCCUCCCGGCUUUACUCCUCCGCCGUUUCCUGCGCAUUGGUAGCUGAUUCCUAAUAAUAUUAUUGGAUACCUUGAUCUCGCUGCUUAGCAACUGUCAUAUAAUUUAGCUAAAACCAAACUAAAAACUGUGAAUGAAGUUAUAAAUAAAAUAUAUUGCUUUGUAAAAUUUCAAAA